Messenger RNA from Fulvia fulva, 474 nucleotides. RefSeq lists its product as uncharacterized. The transcript is spliced from 3 exons. The record is from RefSeq and is a predicted model, not a curated record. The coding region runs from base 1 to 474 and encodes 157 amino acids. Lineage: Eukaryota; Fungi; Ascomycota; Dothideomycetes; Mycosphaerellales; Mycosphaerellaceae.
AUGGACCCACCACCCACCCCAGACCACCCAUCCAAUCAACUCAACAGCUUACAAAAGAUGAACUCAGAAACUCUCCGUCUCGUCUACGAGCACAAGGCAAAUGGACGCAACAUGGUGCCCGACGGCAUCUGCUUCAUGUCAGACUACGACCUAGUCCUCAUCCUCUCGCAGCGUAAGUACCAUGUUCCCAAGUCUUCUGUUCACCGACUGACCAGUCUGCAGAUGAGGACAUCCGUAUGGGAAGCAAAAAAAAUCAAGCCUGGAAGCACCACUAUCGAGAUCUGGAAGGCCGACCUUAUGACCGAGAAGGAGAAGGUCGCCGCUGCGAAGGUACAGAAGUCGAAGGACGAGAGCGAGGAGGUGGCUUGGCCGGUAUUCCUCGGUUACGCCUUCGAGGGUCAUUGUCUCGAAGAGCUCACGAUUCUGGUGCCGGAAGUCGUUGCCAAGGGUGGCAAGGAGGCUGCGAAGAAGUGA